This is a messenger RNA of Pseudonaja textilis, 633 nucleotides long. The record is from RefSeq and is a predicted model, not a curated record. Lineage: Eukaryota; Metazoa; Chordata; Lepidosauria; Squamata; Elapidae.
CUUCUUCUUCUUUCCCGAGCCGAGAUGACUAAGCGCUUGGCAUCUAUACCGGUGACUUUUGAAGACGUCGUUGUGUACUUUACGACCACCAAGUGGGCGCAACUUACCAACUGGCAGCGGGACUUUUACCAAGCUGUGAUGGUGGAAACUUAUGAGUUGGUGGCGUCGCUGGCAGGCGGUGGGGUCCCAGUGGCCGAAGGCGAGGAGGGAGGAGAGGAGAGGCCGGUUUGGCAGGACAUACCCCAGGGAAAAAGGAGGCGAAAGACCCCGCAGACGCGAGCGGACACGGCAGCGAGGCGGAGUAAAUCUGCAGCGUCCAAGGUGAACCCUGGGUGUCUCCCGCGGAUGAUGUCGAAGGUGAAACUACCAAAGCGCCCUGAGUGUGAUAAGACUUUCCUGCCCUUCUCCCAAGGAGACCCUUUGCCUGCCCCGACUAUAGCAGGACAUUUACGCGGGCCAAAUAUCUCGCCUUCCCUCAGAGGAGCCACCAAUGGGGGCGGCGCUUCCGCACGGAGCGAGACAAUUCCCCAGCUAGCAUGUCUUAAAGGAGCGACAGUGGAGAAACAAGGCAUCGAACCCUCUUCGGUCAACAGCCGUCAGCAGAUUCCAAAGCCUCACUGCAGCAUCGGAUAG